CCUUCCCACAGGUGGAUGGCAUGCUGGAGAAAUGGAUUUGGGAAAUGGCAGCAGCACUCAAGUCUCAGAAAUCCACUCAAGUGAAUGUGAUUGUUGCUGACUGGAUCACCUUGGCACACCGACACUAUGCUAUUGCUGUCAGAAACACUCGGCAAGUUGGCCAGGAAAUUGCAAGUUUCCUGGAGUGGCUAGAGGAGGCCGUUCAAUUUUCAAGAAGCAAUGUUCAUCUAAUUGGGUACAGCCUUGGAGCUCAUGUCUCAGGAUUUGCUGGCAGCUAUAUUAAUGGUACAAACAAGAUUGGAAGAAUUACAGGACUAGAUGCAGCUGGUCCCUUGUUUGAGGGGACAUCCCCCAGUGAACGCCUAUCACCAGAUGAUGCUGAUUUUGUGGAUGCUAUUCACACAUUCACCCAGGAGCACAUGGGUCUGAGUGUGGGGAUCAAACAGCCAGUAGCACAUUAUGACUUCUACCCCAAUGGAGGCACCUUCCAGCCGGGUUGUCACUUCUUGCUCAUGUACAAACACAUCGCACAGCAUGGCUUCCAUGGGAUCACAGAGACCGUGAAAUGUGCCCAUGAAAGAGCAGUCCACCUCUUCAUCGAUUCCAUUGUUCACCACCACCUGCAGAGCACAGCCUACUGGUGCACUGACAUGAAUACCUUCAACAAGGGUUUGUGCCUUGAUUGCAAGAAAGGUCGAUGUAACACCCUGGGCUACUACAUCAGGAAGCAGCGUCAACAGAAAAGCAAAAAACUCUUCUUGGUCACACAAGCACACCCCCCCUUCAAAGUUUACCAUUAUCAGUUCAAGAUCCAAUUCAUCACACAAACUGAGAAACCCAUAAAGCCAACCUUCACCAUGACUCUAAUUGGGACUAAACAGGACACUCACAACCUUCCCAUCACUUUGGUUAAAGAAAUCACAGGCAAUAAAACCUAUUCUUUUCUCAUCACACUGGAUUUGGAUAUUGGAAAGAUGACAAUGAUCAAUUUCACAUGGAAAAAGACUGCAAUGUGGGCAAACAUGUGGGACACCUUCCAUACAAUAAUUCCCUGGGCCAUUAGACCACACCAUUCAAAACUUAUGAUAAAGCAGAUCCGAGUCAAAGCAGGAGAAACACAGGAAAAAAUGACAUUUUGUUCUCAAGAUAUGGAUGAUGAACAGCUUUACCAAAAUGAAGAAAAAACCUUUGUAAGAUGUGAAAAAGGUUUAAAAACACGGAAGCAGAAAAUGAGAUGAGCUUUAAUGGAUAUCCAUCAUGAAGAAUAAAUGUAUACUUAUUGAUAAAAGUAUAAUUUCCUCAGUCAAAGUUUGAGUCAUGCAUAGAACAUGAAUAAAAUCUAAAUUACAUUUUUCUUAGAGGAGGAGAGAGAUUCUUCAUUAUAAUGAAUAGUACUUUUAUACACAUUAUAUAGAUCUUCAGAUAUGAUGAUGAUGUUCAGUUGUUUCAGUAGGGCCCAACUCUUUUAUGAUCUCAUUUGGAGUUGUUUUGGCAAAGACA
Sarcophilus harrisii (Tasmanian devil) is the source of this 1500-nucleotide messenger RNA. RefSeq names its product lipase C, hepatic type (gene LIPC). The transcript is spliced from 7 exons. Gene Ontology annotation, biological process: lipid metabolic process. Gene Ontology annotation, molecular function: triacylglycerol lipase activity; apolipoprotein binding. The coding region runs from base 21 to 1238 and encodes 405 amino acids. The record is from RefSeq and is a predicted model, not a curated record. Lineage: Eukaryota; Metazoa; Chordata; Mammalia; Dasyuromorphia; Dasyuridae.